Molecule: messenger RNA, 1436 nt
Organism: Sclerotinia trifoliorum
Lineage: Eukaryota; Fungi; Ascomycota; Leotiomycetes; Helotiales; Sclerotiniaceae
Source: the annotation of a GenBank genome assembly
UUGGACGUUGAGAACUUGUGGACCUUCAAAUUUCGUGGCCUCGUAUUGAAUUCCAGCCUUUCCAAGGUCAUGGAAAUAAUUUAGGACACUUCUUUUCCUCAACUUUCUAUACACUACCUUGGAUCCAUUAUACUCCUUGUGUCGCGAUCAACAUGACUAGCAAAGCUAAAGCUCUUGAAGCGUACCGUGAAGAUGCAAAAGGCGGUCAUACCUUAUUAACAGCAGAGGAACGACGGAAGCUUAUCGAAGUAAGUUCUAAUUUCACCCUGUCAUUGUGUACCUGCAGCUAGCUACACAUCUAAUUCAUUCGUCCACUUAUUGAUGCUGUACCAACGUGUAGCCAUUACUCCCUUCCGAUCUACCAUCGCGAUCGUCAUCAAUCAAAAGCCAAUCCAGGUCGAAGUCGAAGUCGAAGUCCAAAUCAUCAGCUCCAAAAUCUCGCUCUCACCUUGGCAUUCGCAACUUCUUUCGCCUUCAAUUGCACGCCUUAGUUUAUGCUGUUGUACAUGCAAUAUUUUCAUUGUACAUUAGAUUGAGACAAGCAUAUCAUGCGGUAAAGGACCGCAUAUUUGCGAUUUUAUUUUAUCAUCAUCGGACGCCAGGAUUGAUACAGAAAGAUGUGAAGGGGCUAGAGAGGUUACCCGAACACGUUAGUGUGAUAUUGAAUCUGGAGGAUGGGGCAAGAGGAGGAGCGGGGCUGGAGGCUUUGGUUGAUGAGGUAGCUGAGAUUACGGCAUGGUGUGCAUGUGUAGGAAUUCCCAUGUUGUCGGUGUAUGAAAAGACUGGUAUGUGAUUACACAAUGGUAACAUAGAUGUGAAGGAGCCGUUCUAAUAAUGGAAUAUAGGAAUACUCAAGGGGUAUAUACCGGCGACGCAUCGGGCCGUAGUGAGAAAGCUAGCCUCAUAUUUUGGACCGGAUCAUCCGGCAUUAUCUAUGAGAGCUCCCCAUGUCCCGUCCAUGGAAUCCUCAUCAACUACUUCGACCACUGAUACACUUCCUGGAUCUCUACAGCAUAUUUCUGUCCUGCUUCUUUCGGCCGAGGAUGGCCGAGAUUCACUCGUUGACCUAACCAAAACACUAACAGAGAUGUCCCAGCGAGGGAAAAUUGAGCCCAAUGAUGUCAGCCAAGAGCUCAUUGAUGCUGAAAUCACAGAGAGCAUCAUGGGGGAGCCGAAUCUUUUGAUAUUAUUUGGUCCAACUGUUGAACUAUCCGGAUACCCACCAUGGCAAUUACGCCUCACAGAAAUUUUUCACGUGCAAGAUAAUCACGGAGUUGGAUAUCAGGUUUUCUUGCAAGCGUUAUACAACUACGGCAACGCGCAGAUGAGGUUCGGAAGAUAGAUUAGUUGCCAUAAUAAUAAGAGCGUGUACAAAUUCGAAUGGUGGGUGAAGAGCAAUCCAAUUAUGAUUCUUUCCAUAUUCUCAUUUCCCUCAG